Blastomyces dermatitidis ER-3 is the source of this 891-nucleotide messenger RNA. RefSeq lists its product as uncharacterized. NCBI's taxonomy places the organism in Eukaryota, Fungi, Ascomycota, Eurotiomycetes, Onygenales, Ajellomycetaceae. The transcript is spliced from 3 exons. The coding region runs from base 1 to 891 and encodes 296 amino acids. The record is from RefSeq and is a predicted model, not a curated record.
AUGUUCAAACUUUUGAUCAUCGCAACGUUUGACGGGAAGAAGCCGGCAGGUACGUUUCCGCAACGAUGUUUCGAAAUCUAUUCCCCCGUCAUUCUUUUCCACGGCUGUCUGGUUCCGCGUUAUCUAUCACGGAAAGCCGCUCCAUCGCGCGCGCCACCUAAGGGCGCGCCGGUCCUAUCGCAACCACAGGGUCCAAGAAAGCCAUUAGAAGAUCUUUACCAAAAAUUUACUCGAGCCAUUUCGAAAGACAAAGAAGCGACCAAGCUUUAUGCAGGAACUUCUCUUGGUUCUUACGUUGUGACCACCCGAACUACAGCAGCAUUUUGUUUUCUGUAUGCCGGUUGGAACUUCUACACCAUCACUUCCGAUCCCCUUUUGGAAGUAAGCUACUUCACUACCUAUGCUAUGGGUGGCAUAUGCAUUUUGAUGGGUGCUAUGGGGGCCGUAUUCAUCCGUCGUGGAACAAAGUUAAUCACUGGCAUCACUGCUGCGCCUGCCAGCGGGAGUAUGCCGGAAAUUCGGAUCAAUGUACGGCGGACGCUUGGGUUUCUGAAACCCCGCGAGAUAGUCACCACUCCAUCGCAAGUGACGUUAUCUAGCCCCAUAUUUGUCUCGAAACAACACCUACAUACCUACGAUAUGAGGCGAAUACGUGAAGCUUUCCAAGAACGCAACAUUGGACCGCAGUUAUCGUUCUGGAAAGAGCCCUUGAAGAAAAUAAGUUACCUUACUUGGAAAACACUCAUCAACAUGCGGCGCGCUUUCACCCAAGAAGGAUUCGUUUACGUCGAAGUGGAGGGCAUGUCUGGUGCAUUUCGCCUCGACAUGACGGGUUAUUUUGGCGACGAGUUUCUCACCUUUGAAAGAUGUGUCGCUGAGGAAUCUCGCUGA